Messenger RNA from Caenorhabditis bovis, 987 nucleotides. Lineage: Eukaryota; Metazoa; Nematoda; Chromadorea; Rhabditida; Rhabditidae. The record is from the annotation of a GenBank genome assembly.
AUGCUGAGAUUAGUAUUCUACCAACAUCCCAACAUUCGAAUCGCUACACAUCCGUUCAUCGUGCCGAUGUGGCUAUGGACCUCAUCCCUGAACUUCGUUCUAGCCAUUCUGCAACUAGGUUUCAAUCUCCUAGUAUUGAUUUCGAUUGCAUCGGAACGUCGUCUCCACACCAGUCUUCAUUUGCUCUCAACAAGUCUCUGGGUCUGUAAUAGCAUCACUGCUAUUGUGACGAUAUUCUCUUCCUUGAAUCCAACGCAAUGCUUGGAAUCGUCUUGUCAACAAGCUGUCAUGAAGCAGUUUCCGGAUAUGAAAUCGAGAUCGUUUGUGGAAUUGGAGCGUUUUCCGGCGCUCACUACCGCCAUCCUUCUAAACUCGACAAUUAGUCUGUUGACAUUGUUGACGAUUGGCUUCGUGCACGCAUUGGCCCGCCACAAUUAUCACCUCUCCAGAUCGCAAAUAUCUCGCUUGAUUUGUUCUACCUGGCUUUUGGUCAUUCUGCUCCUUUUGUCCGACUUCUUCCUGAUUCGCCUUUCGCGAUCAUUCGUCCUUGCGGUUCCAUUCCAUCUUGCCCUAUUAUCCGUUUUCCUCUGCUUGAACCUCAUCAUUCACCCACUCAACCUCAUUCAACUCAUUAUUGCCCAAAGAAUGAGUCCUGAAAUAAAUGCAAACGUUACCCGUCUUCGUAAGGACUGCGCCACAGCUUCACUGUGGCUUUUGCUCAAUGGGUUGUCGUUUAUAAUCAUUUUCAUGAUGGUUGCUUGGGAAAACCGUGAAAAAGACCAACAGUACAACUCAAUUAUGGGAAUUGAAGUUGCCGCAUUCUCCGUCCACUGUGUCGCUAACCCCUUAAUCGCUGUCAUUCGUGAUCGCCAAUUGGAAAGAAGCCUAACACGUUUGUUAAUGCGCAACAAGAGACCAAGAACAACUCACGAGGAAGAUUUAAUCAUCGCUCUGAUGAGGGAUCCACCACCGCCGUACAGUGAAUAA